GGGCCAGGGUGGACGUGGAGAGCUCCGGCCCAGCCAUGCUGGACUUCGCCAUCUUCGCUAUCACCUUCGUGCUGCUGCUGGUGGGCGCCGUGCUCUACCUCUACCCGGCUUCUAGGCAAGCUUUGGAUAUCCCGGGAAUGGCUCCAACAGAUGAGAAAGAUGGCAACCUGCCAGACAUCAUAACCAGUGGCAGCCUGCAUGAGUUCUUGGUGAUUUUGCAUGAGAAGUAUGGCCCAAUUGUUUCUUUUUGGUUUGGAAGACGCCUUGUGGUCAGUCUGGGAUCAGCUGAUCUCUUGAAGCAGCACAUUAACCCCAAUAGGAUAUCGGAUCCUUUUGAAAUGAUACUCAAAUCCUUGUUGAGAUACCAGUCCGGCCUGAGUGGUGAUGCAGGAGAGAGUCACCUGAGGAAAAAGCUGUAUGAAAAUGGUGUGACUAAGUCCUUGCAGAGUAACUUUGCUGUCAUCCAAAAGCUGUCAGAAGAGUUGCUAGCAAAAUGGUUGUCCUUUCCCGAGUCUCAACACGUGCCUCUUUGCCAGCACAUGCUGGGUUUUGCCAUGAAAUCUGUUACACAGACAGCAAUGGGCAGUUACUUUGAAGAUGAUCGGGAAGUAAUUCAGUUCCGUAGGAACCAUGAUGCGAUCUGGGCUGAAAUUGGGAAGGGUUUCUUGGAUGGGUCACUUGACAAAAGCACUACCAGGAAAAAGCAGUAUGAAAAUGCUUUAAUGGAGAUGGAAUCGGUCUUAAAGAAAGUCAUAAAGGAGAGGCGGGACAGGAGCGUCCACCGGCAUAUCUUCAUUGACUCCUUACUGCAAGGGAACCUGAGUGACAAGCAGAUCCUAGAAGACACAAUGAUAUUCUCCCUGGCAGGAUGCGUAAUCACUGCUAAUUUGUGCACCUGGGCAGUUUAUUUCGUGACUACCUCAGAAGAAAUCCAGAAGAACCUCUAUAAGGAGAUAGAUCAAGUUUUGGGGAAGGGCCCAGUUACACUUGAGAAAAUUGAGCACCUCAGGUACUGCCGACAGGUGCUGUGUGAGACUGUGCGGACAGCAAAGCUUACUCCAGUUGCUGCACGGCUGCAGGAGCUGGAGGGAAGAGUUGACCAGCAUGUUAUCCCCAAAGAGACUCUUGUGCUCUAUGCUCUAGGGGUGGUGCUCCAGGACAGCUCAGCUUGGCCAUCACCUUACAAAUUUGAUCCAGACAGAUUUCAUGAUGAAUCCGCCAUGAAAAACCUUUCCCUGCUGGGGUUCUCAGGAAGUCAAGAGUGCCCAGAGCUGAGGUUUGCUUAUAUGGUGGCUACAGUGUUGCUGAGUGUGCUGGUCAGGAAACUGUAUCUGCAUCCUGUGAAAGAGCAAGUCACAGAGUCCAAAUAUGAGCUGGUCACCUCACCAAAGGAGGAGGCAUGGAUAACUGUGUCCAAGAGGAAGCAAGGCAAGGAGUAGGAAAGAUUGUGCUUCAGAAAGACACCCUCCAGCAUCAUGUCACCAUUUUAAUGUCACUAUUUUGUUACCUUCCAUCUUCUAACUCAGCAGCCCCUUGUUAUUUUUUUCUAACUCAAAAAACUGUCACAUUAAAGUAGAAAUAAUUUUUAUGCCUUUUGGAAAUGUAAUUUUUUAAGAAUGGAUCUCUAGCCAUUUUCUGUGGGGGAAGCAGCAUAAACUUCCUGAGUUCUCUAUAAGAACUGCCCUUUGCAUCAGAUUUGUGCUUCAACUUAGUCCAGUCUCUGCUGGAUAGUACCAAAACUGGAUGCCUCAGAGGAAGUGUAAAGCUUUCUAAUGUAAUACUACUAUGGGGAACUUUUAAUCCUGAUCUCAGCUUCAGGCCCUAAAGGCAUGAAGAUUGAGCCUUUCUCUUCCAUAUUUUAUUCAAAUUAGCAUUUUCCCUUUCUGUGAGUUACAGUUAUAACAGUAUCUCUUGGCCUCUUGAUAGGUUUUGGGAGAGUGUGACUACGGGUGUGAGCAAUAAAAUGAGAAAGGAAUUUUAUACCACUGUUGCAUCCCUUACUGUGCAAUCCUGCUGGCAUGGGGCAUAAACGAAUGGACAGCGUAGAUGUGUGCUUGUCAAACUGGAGUAAGGAAACUGCUGUGGAUCUAACAAAAUAGCUAUGGCAUUUUUAAUGAACUUAAGACAGGGAAUCUCCAUCUGGCAGAUGUUGAAAUCAGUGUCCAAUUUAAUCGGUAUCAGGAAUGAUGUAAGAUGUGCGAUGAGUGUACAGAGUUAGGUCACUGCGAGACUGGCAGAGCCAAGCGGGGAAGUGGAAAGUGCUGAUUUUAUAGUGCUGGGAUUGAUGCUCUACUUAACUGUAAAAGCCUUUAAACCAUCUUCCUCCUCCCAAACAUUGGCAGCCAAGACAGCACCAAGCAUAGUAAGAUCAUGUGGUCUCUCCACUCCUUCAUUUCUCAUUGUCUGAAUACAGUGGUUCCCAGCAUUUCUCUCUCUCUCUCUCUCUCUCAGAGCCCUUUAAGGUAACAUUCAGUUUCUUUCUUGAUUGUCUAAGUGUGCAGAUUUGGUCAUCUGUGUAGUUGCCUAAGUGCCAAAAAUGUCACUUAUGAACCCAGACUAGAAAUAUGUACUGGUAGGACAAUGACAGCACAUUCCCGCUCUUUGCCCCCAACAGCUCAGUGACUAGGGUACUCAUCUGGGAAGCUGGAGGUCUGGGGUUUUUGGCCCUUCGCUUUUACCUGGGGAGGGAGGAGUUUGAACCUUGGUGUCUCUGACUUUGCAGCACAACUUUCUAACCACUGUACUGCAGGUUAGUUAUUAUCUAGUCCAUGCUCUAUUCCUUUUGAAGCUGGCCUUCUGGGAAGCUGUGGGGUGAAGAGAAAGGCAGCCAGAGGGUCUGUGGAUCAGUAUGGUGGCUGCUGGCCUGGAAGAGAAGGGAUUCUGGGUAUUACCUGGGGUCCUUGCUCCCAGUGAGGUCAAAGCUUAUACCCUUCACUGCCCUCCAUCCAUUUUCUUGCAAUAACUAUGUUAGCAACUCAGUUUCAGAAGGAGUUCCAAAGGAGGGCCUAAUGGCUGUCCUAUGGCAUGGUGGCUGGAGUACUGUCCUGGGAAGGCAGGGAAACUCAGGUCCAAAGUCCUUCUGGGUGAAGGGAGCCCAAGAGCUCCAGCUUCCUGGGUGACUACCCUAGCUACUGUACUAUGGGGACAGAAGAGGAACACCCACCUCCUUUUCUGUUCCUGAGUCUCAGUUUGGUAGUCAUGGAUUUUGGCAUUUGGGGGCAUCUGAGGCUGCACCCACAAAGAACACGCAUAUGUGUCCUGCUUACUUUGGUGUGUUCCCAGUCCAUACAAACAUGUAGGUGCACAGUCAUCCCAUGUGCACACAGGAAUGCUGACCUGUGGGUAUGUGGCAUUUUUGGCACAUAGACAACCAAAAUUGCCAUGUAGACUAAAUCUGGACGCUUGGCCAACCAAGAAGGAAAUACAAUGUCGCCCUUGGUGUGUUUCCAGAAGGGCGCACCUCACCCUCUGCUGGAUGCAGCUAUUGUCAUUUUUUCUUAUUUUAUGUUGAACUAUAGUGUUGCUGCACCAUGAACAGAGAGAGGCCUGGGCUCUUGUUACCUGAGUUAUAAGUAACCUUGUGGGUUGGCUGCUGAUAAUAGGCAGAAACAGGUCUACAGCCUUAGCUUUUAUUUGCUUGCACUUCAAAAGACAAAAAUAAACAUUUAUCUUCAAGUC
Gavialis gangeticus (Gharial) is the source of this 3678-nucleotide messenger RNA. Its product is annotated as cytochrome P450 20A1. The record is from RefSeq and is a predicted model, not a curated record. Gene Ontology annotation, cellular component: membrane. The transcript has 13 exons. The coding region runs from base 36 to 1439 and encodes 467 amino acids. Gene Ontology annotation, molecular function: oxidoreductase activity, acting on paired donors, with incorporation or reduction of molecular oxygen; monooxygenase activity; heme binding. Lineage: Eukaryota; Metazoa; Chordata; Crocodylia; Gavialidae.